UCGUCCUUCGAAAGUUCUCGUCCUUCCGAACCCCCCUGCGCCGCCGCCUAUCCUCAUCCCCGCGCCAUGCCGCCGCGUAAGCGCCCGGCGCCGCCGCCGGAAGAGCCCCGUCCUUCCUCGAAGCCUGCACCUGAUGCCAAGCCCUCCGAACCCACCAAAUCUGCCCCCGAUUCCGCGACGCCGACCAUCUCGGCGGCGGUCCUCACCAAACUCCCGAACAUGGAGCGGCAGGUGUACCUAAUCUUCGAGGCGGGAAGCAAGGGCAUGUGGAUGCUCGACGUGCGCAAGCAGCUGACGAUAAGCCCCAACGUCGCCACCAAGGUGGUGCGCACCCUCGUGGGGCAUGGGCUCCUCAAGGAGGUCAGCGACGUGCGCCACCGCAGCAGGAAGAUCUUCAUGGCCACCGAUUUCCAGCCCUCUGACGAGAUCACCGGCGGCACCUGGUACCACGACGGCCGGCUCGACACCGACGCCGUGUCCGCCGUGCGCCGCCGUUGCCAAGCGCAGGUCGAGAAGCUCGGCGCAGCAACCGUGCAGAUGAUCCACCACGGCAUUUUGAGGGAUGACCCCAAGGCCGGGUACACCAUCGACGAGGUCAGGGAUAUCGUGAAGACCAUGGUGCUCGACAAGGUGCUCGAGGAGGUCAAGAGCACAGGCGAGGGGGACUUCGCGGCCGUCAGGAGCGGCACGAUAUGCUACCGUUUGGCUGGGGCUGCUCAGGGAGGGAUGAUGGAGGGGAUCCCGUGCGGGGUUUGCCCAAGAAUCGAUGAGUGCUCGCCGGAUGGGGUCAUUUCGCCGAGCACAUGCGUCUACUACAAGAAGUGGCUGCAAAUGGACUUCUAGGCAGUGACCGUGUGACAGCAGGAGUGCUUGGAUGGACUGGGGAGGUGAAGUUUCUUGCUUUGGCCAAUAAUAUGGGACCAAGGUAUUGAUUCCUGAGUAGAAUGGCUCCAUUACCUCAUUUGUAUUAUACUUGACUUUUGAGAC
Molecule: messenger RNA, 987 nt
Organism: Setaria italica (foxtail millet)
Lineage: Eukaryota; Viridiplantae; Streptophyta; Magnoliopsida; Poales; Poaceae
Product: DNA-directed RNA polymerase III subunit RPC6-like
Biological process (GO): transcription by RNA polymerase III
Cellular component (GO): RNA polymerase III complex
Source: RefSeq, a predicted model, not a curated record